UACGCCUGCGGAAGUAAGGAGGAGUGAAUCAUCGGAACAAAACCGCAGUUAGUUCAUCGCUUACGUAUUUAACACAGCCGUUAAACUGUCAGGCUAACCCUUCUUUUUUUUAUUAUUAUCAGCCCCAAACCAAGUUAGAAUCAAAGCUUAACCCUGUAUGAUCAUGUGGUUAUGCGGUGAUUAUUUUUUCCAUUUUCAGUCAGGCUUUACGCGAGCUACCUAAAGGGGGCCUUUCUCUUCAGUAGCGCUAAGCAUGGCGCUAACGACUUUCGAACCUAAAAUAUAAAACUCACGGAACAGAGAGCAGUUUAACGUGAUAUGGCUAUUUAAUAUGAUGACUGAUAGUACAUUAAAGUAACAAAUGCUGCUGCUAAAACUUUCCUACUCUUUAUUUUUGGAAAACGCUGAUUGAAUGCAAACAAAAUGAGCACCGAGGUGUGUCCACACUGUGGGAAGACAUACAAAAGGCUUAAGAGCCACCUGCCACAUUGUAAGGCAGCAGCAAGCUCUAAAACACCUGGAACCACACAAGAUGGACCGAAGUCUCAGACUUCCCGCUCGGCUGCAGCGCUGUCCAAAACCACAAGAGGACAGAAGGUCAAACAGACGUCCUCCCUGACCUCAGACCUCCAAGAKGCAGAGAAGGUUAAAAAGAUGGCUGCGUCGCUAUCGUCACCUUCUUUAAGUASUGCUUCACCUCCAUCAUCAGCAAAGAAGAAGAAAAAGCAGAAGGUGGCCGAUCAGACCGAGACCACCGCCGUUUUCUCAUCUCUGUCUCCACCACCGUCCRCCACCGUUUCAAAGCCAAAAAAGAAAAGUCUCCGUGCUUUGAAUGAAGCUGCAAAGUUAGAGCACGUUGCAAAAGGAUCAGGCAUUAACGGCUGUAGCAGUGAUCAGAAAGGGACCAAAGUUUAUCCAGACAAAGACUCUGUGAAAGAUCAAAGAGCAACAAUCAAGAAUGUGUAUCUGGACUCCAAUGGGAAAGACAAUACCACAAAGCCCCAUUCAGGACACAGCUUCUGUGUGGAAAGUCCGGUGGAGACGGAGGAAAGUUUUUCUCAGAAACCAGGAAGUGGUCACCAAAUGAAGGUUACCCUGCAGGAUGUUAAAGCCACAUUAGGCAGAGCUAAUAGCCACCGAUACUCGGGCAGGCCGAGCAUCCUGAGUCGUAUUGCUGCUGCUGCUGACAAUCAGAGCAGUGAACUUCAGCUCGAGUCUGAUUUUAAAUCGGCUCCGACGGAGAGCCGAAAAGACGGCGUCAGCCUCGUCGCACCGCGGUCUGACGAGCUGCUCUUGAGCGAUGAGCGGCAGCACACAGAGCUUCAYUUGUUCCACAGGAAGUCCAAACAAGCAGCUUUGAUCCCUCUGCAACAAGACGCCGCUUGUCAGCGAGAGCCGGGUCCUCCCGCUGCCUUCGUCCUCACUGCGUCUGCGUCUCAGGUGCAGCAGGCCACYCCCCCUCCAGGUAAACUCGGCCCGACUCAGCUGGCACGACUCCCCUCUGUAUUGUCACCCGUCGAUCCGUCCUCCAGCUUCCUUCUGUCUUCUGCCGCUGCACAAACUUUGCCUGAAGAGGUCGGGAAACGAAGCGCUGCGGGAAAACCAGCCGAAGUGCCUCUGACGCAGCAGAGUCUGGUACAGGUGAGACUGAAGGAUCUACCCACAUGGCUGGSCGCCAGAACCCCGAGGCAUCCUAGAGAUGUUGUAGACAUGGUGCAAAGCGGCUGGCGGUGGUAUUACAGGCGGUACACUGACGUGAAGAAAGGCGGUGUGGCUGGAGUGAGCAUGCUGCUGGUAGGAUACUGUGUGCUCAGCUACAUGUGGAGCUACCCUCAUAUAAAGUUGAGUCGUUGGAGGAAGUAUCAUUAGAGACGAAGGAAGCAGCUGCCUGAAGAGGAAGUAUCUGAAUUAUGUUUGAUUCAAUUAUAAAAGUGCACAGGAUUUUUUAAAUAUGAGACAUAUUUGUAUUUAUCUUUAACUAAGCAGAAACGUAUGUUAAUAGUAUUUUUUUAAAUAAAAAAGCAAGAUCCAGUGACUAGUUAGGUUUAUGAGAAAGUGACUCGCUGAAGCUAUCUUAUGAUUACCAACUUUUUUUGUUUGCCUUAAUUAAAUAAACCAAAUUGAUUGCUAAUUGUGCAUUAGUCCUUUAAGUAUCUUAAAAUAUUAAAAAUAACAGUAGUCUGGUAAUUGUUGAGGUCCUUUGUGCUGGUAUUAAAUUCUUGGUGAAUUAACUUAUUAGUAAUGAACAUGUUAACUAGAAACAGGUGGGUCAGAAAAGGUGAAGUUUUCUAAACCACUUGUCCAUACUGUUCCCUUCUGUACUGUAAAUUAUUUAUCUAUCUAUAUUUAUAAGAUUUUGUAAUCUUUUAAGUUAGAAAAAGACCUAAAAGMUGGCUUUUAUGGAAUUUAAARAUUUAAGAUGCAAGUUUCWGCAUUUCUUUAGAUGACCACUAGGUGUCACUGUUGGGUUAUUUAAAAAAAAGGCACCAGGAUUCAAAUCGGUAUUUUUGUGCAGAUGCACUGAUUCUGGAGUCCAUCAGAGGAUUAAAUGCAACCAUCAGGUUUUAACUUAAACUUUGGCCUCUACGUUGAAAAGGGAACAUAAAACCUAAACGUCCUGAUGCCGGCGAACACAAACAUCUCGUAUUCGAGUUCCUACUUCCUCUCCCACAUGAUGUGAUUAUGCAUGCUGUGUCCAUCAGUGUGUGGACACUCACAGAAUGGUAAUASAGGGACACCAAAGAAAGGUUCUGGACCCGUUCUGUUGUUUUCAAAAAAAAAAAAAAAAAUUUAUUGUUGACUUUUUUUUUGCCGCUGUAGAAAACACACUAAGCUACAAAGAAUGAAAUAACAUUUUUUGUAACUACUCUUCCUCAGCCAACACAAUAAAAAAUAAUUCCCACA
Austrofundulus limnaeus is the source of this 2904-nucleotide messenger RNA. RefSeq lists its product as uncharacterized. Bases 424 to 1869 code for a protein of 481 amino acids. The record is from RefSeq and is a predicted model, not a curated record. Gene Ontology annotation, molecular function: proton-transporting ATP synthase activity, rotational mechanism. Lineage: Eukaryota; Metazoa; Chordata; Actinopteri; Cyprinodontiformes; Rivulidae. Gene Ontology annotation, biological process: proton motive force-driven mitochondrial ATP synthesis. Gene Ontology annotation, cellular component: proton-transporting ATP synthase complex. The transcript has 5 exons.